UGCUCUGCAAAAGCAACACACGCGCGAAAGACAACCGUUUAGAAGUUUAAGCCACCGAUCGAUUGAGAGAGCGAGCGAGCGAGGGAGAGAUAAACCCUAACGUUAGAAGAUUCGUAACACCUCCCAAAUUCUCCCUUCAUUUUCCCUCCACCUGCUUCCGCUUUGAUUUCCGAACCACUGCUUCCACAUUGUUGCUACGCCGCAUGGCGACUGUAUCCUGCGCGAACCUGGAAUCCUUCAUUGGUUGCUUCAUAUGCUUGAUUUCCAAGUGCGAGAUUCGCUACGAGGGCGUUCUCUAUUUCUUCAACAUUCAAGAUUCCAUCAUCGGCUUGAAGGACGUUAGAUCCUAUGGAACAGAGGGGAGAAGAAAAGAUGGUCCACAAGUUCCUCCAAGUUAUAUGGUUUAUGAAUACAUUCUUUUCCGAGGAAAUAAUAUUAAGAAUUUGCAGAUCAAGUUCCCCGCCCCAUCUUCCAAAUUAGAAGAGCAGGUUUUUAGUGAUCCAGCUAUUAUUCAGUCGGAAUAUUCUGGGUUGCUAAGUUCUCCAGUGGUUGGGUUGCUAAGUUCUCCAGUGGCCUCAGUUGGUGGUAGAAGUUUGACAGAAUCAAUUCAAAGGCAAGAUAGCCCUGCAAUAUCCAGUAAAGCCUUUCCUGCUGGGUUGCCUUCUCAUCAGUCUGUAACUCAGCCGGGACCUUCAAAUUCAUCUGCUGCUACUCAAGUUGCUAGUCAUCCAUCUUUUUUUGCAGCAAUGGAUUGGCAAGGACCCAGUCGGAUAUCUAGCAGUAGUUCUCAUUCUCUGCUACAAUCUAGUUCUCGUCAACCCCCAUCACUGGCAGCAUCCUUAGCUGUGCAGAAUCAGAUGCAAAAUGCAGAAACUCAGGUACCUAUAAAAGGGGGAUGGACAGCUUUAUCAGACUAUGGUCUACCUGUAUCUUCUGCCAUGGCUUCUCUCGUAAAUCAGACUCAUCCACCUUCUCUUACCUCUUUAAAAAAUUCUGAUUCUCUUGAUAUUCCAUCCCUUUUGUCUACUAAGCCACCUGUAUCAUAUUCUGCAUCCAUGACUUUUGAUGGAUCAAACAUGCCUCAGUUUUCUUCAACGCUCCAAGACAUAAAUUCUAUUCAAGCUCAAAUAUCUGGAAACAUUUGUCCUGACCCAAGGUCAAUUCAUCCUCAACAUUCUGUCCAUCGUUCAGCUCCUUCAUUUGUUGAUUCUACUUCAGGUUCCUUGCCAACAGCACCAUCUUUGUUAACCCCAGAUCAAUUUGCUUAUCCUAGAGAACAGUUAUUGUCUUUAACUCAUUUGAAUCCUACUCAGAAGGAUAUGGGUUCUCUGACUCUAACAUCCUCUGGUUCCUCUGCAUUAAUGCCUUCUCCAGCAUCUCAGGCACCACUGCUUCCACUACCAACUUCAGUGCAAAAGCUUCCAUGCACAGCUCCACAAUACACUGAAGAGUCUGAUUUAGAGGCCAUCAAUGAAAAGUUCAAAAAAAAUGUAGUAUGGGGUUCUUUUGGAAAGGCAACCACAAAAAUUGAGGGAGUGGAUAAUGCUUCUCUCCCAGCUCUACAAUACACUGAAGAGUUUGAUAUUGAGGCCAUCAAUGAAAAGUUCAAAAAAAAUGUAGUAUGGGGUUCUUUUGGAAAGGCAAUCACAAAAAUAGAGGGAGUGGAGGAUAAUGCUUCUCUUAGUUUGGGUGACAGAGAAUGUCCUGGGGUGAUACCGAACCCUAAGACUGGAUACAAGAAAGAUGACUUUUUUGAUACAAUUUCUUGCAACUCUUCGACUGGUGGAUCAAGGAGUGGACCAAAUCUUUUCUCUGAGAGAAUGAAACAGGAUACUGAGACAUCUGACAGUUUCCAGCAGAGGCCUAAUUUUACUUCUGGUGCUGGACGGGGUGCGGAUUUCAGGGGCGCAAAUAAUUGGGGAAGGGGUUAUGGCUACAAUAGGAGAGGGCGUGGUCCAAACUUUCCUUUUUAGUGGUAUCCAGAUUUUCUGUUUAACUCCUGUCUUCCAAAGCUCCCGGCCAAUUGUACCUAUGUUUUUUGGGUGUUAUCUUUGGCUUUAUGUCAAUGAUGUUAACAUGCUUUUGGAACUUUGAUACCUGGAUGUUAGAAUGUCAAACUUACAAAUGACCGGCCUUGUUCUUGUUUUUUUUGGGCUCAUGUGCUGGUCUUUGACGUUUCAAGUAAUUACUGUCCAUAAUUCUAUAAUCAGUGCCAGAUGAACUCCUUACUGUUA
Molecule: messenger RNA, 2234 nt
Organism: Glycine soja
Lineage: Eukaryota; Viridiplantae; Streptophyta; Magnoliopsida; Fabales; Fabaceae
Product: decapping 5-like protein
Exons: 7
Coding region: 204-1973 (589 amino acids)
Biological process (GO): P-body assembly; cytoplasmic stress granule assembly
Cellular component (GO): P-body
Molecular function (GO): mRNA binding
Source: RefSeq, a predicted model, not a curated record